GCUCGAGAAAGCUGUUAAAACACAAGACACUACUUGUAAGAGGUCCGAAAUGCUCUUAGAAAAAUGCAUUAAAUCAGGACUGCGAUCAUGCUCAACUUUGGCAAGGGCAGAAUUACGAGGUGGCCUAAGGGAUAUUCCAGCCCCAAAGGGCUUGCCUUUGUUGGGAACAUUACCACAGCUUUUGGCUGCAGGUUCUGCUUCCAGAUUGCACGAGUACAUCGACAACCGCCACCGCUCCCUUGGACCUGUCUUCCGCGAGGCCGUCGGCCCAGUCCGCGCCGUCUUCCUGUGCGACCCGGACGACAUGCGAGCCGUGUUCUCGCCCCGGGCCGAGGGCCGACGACCGCGGCACGUCUUGCCCGACUCGUGGCUUCUGCACAACAGACGGAGCGGAGCCGAACGAGGUUUACUCUUCAUGGACGGUGAGGAAUGGUGGCACUUUAGACGCUUAAUGAACAAACUUUUGAUGGGAAAAGACUUGAAUUGGUUAGGAGCACCUUUGGAUAUAUGUUUAGAUAAACUCAUCACAGAUUGGGGCAAGGAUUUACAAACUGGAGAAAGCAAAAAUAUUGUAGACUUGGAACAGAAUCUCUACAGGUUAUCUAUCGACGUGAUGGUGGCAGCGCUCCUAGGAUCAGCGUAUGAACCUUCAAGACAUAUUUUAGAGCCAACUCUUGAAAAAUUUGGUCGUAUUGUAAAUGAAGUGUUUCUUCAUUCUGCAAAAUUAACUGUGAUACCGGCUGAAAUUGCCGAAAAAUUUCAACUGCCCGCUUGGAGAAGAUUUGUUCGAGCAGUUGAUACAACGCUCUCUUUAGGUAAUAUGUUGGUGAAUCAAAUCCUAGACGAAUGUCCAGAAGGAGAUGGUCUGAUGGCUGGUAUGAUAAAUGAAGGCGUUUCUAGAUCUGACAUUCAAAGAAUUGUUACAGAUUUAGUAAUUGCUGCCGGUGAUACGACAGCAUUUACAACACAAUGGGCCCUAUUGCUGUUAGCAAAAAAUUCACAUCAACAACACAACGUCAGAAAUGAUAUUCUGAAUGGAAAUCGAAGUCUGACAAAAGGAGUUCUGAGGGAAACCCUGAGAUUGUAUCCUGUUGCCACUUUUAUAACAAGAUUUUUGGCCCAAGAUAUGCUUUUGGGAGGAUACUCAAUUCCUGAAGGGACUUUAACGAUAUGUUCUUUAUACACCGCGGGUCGUGACCCAGAAAAUUUUGCAAGACCCCAAGAAUUCCUUCCUGAAAGAUGGUGCCGAAAUGAUGCCCUUGCAGGAGAAGGACUAUUAAGGGCUCAUGCAUCCAUUCCUUUUGCUUUGGGAAGCAGAUCUUGCAUAGGACAAAGGAUUGCUAAUAUGCAGAUUCAGGAAACUUUGGCAAAGCUGUUGGAGUCAUUUACCAUCGAAUGCACAAAUACGAACAAAAUCGAGAUGGUCAUGAGAAUGGUGGCAGUGCCUUCAGAACCAGUCAAAUUGAAAAUCACAAAAUUAUAA
Ctenocephalides felis (cat flea) is the source of this 1483-nucleotide messenger RNA. Its product is annotated as cytochrome P450 315a1, mitochondrial-like. NCBI's taxonomy places the organism in Eukaryota, Metazoa, Arthropoda, Insecta, Siphonaptera, Pulicidae. The record is from RefSeq and is a predicted model, not a curated record. Gene Ontology annotation, molecular function: heme binding; oxidoreductase activity, acting on paired donors, with incorporation or reduction of molecular oxygen; monooxygenase activity. Bases 50 to 1483 code for a protein of 477 amino acids. The transcript has 9 exons.